UCCGUCCCGGCCUGUCGGAACCAGCUGUUCCCGGGUCACGUGCCAGAGAAGGGCGCGCGCGCCGGAAGCGGGCGCUCCUGCUGCAUCCGUGCCGGGGGGGGGGUGCUCGCGCCGCCAUGAGCAGCGGCUGUUACCUGGCGCUGUGCGCGCGGCCCGUGCACUUCGAGAAGGCGAAUCCCGUCAACUGCGUCUUCUUCGAUGAGGCCAACAAGCAGGUUUUUGCUGUUCGAUCCGGUGGAGCCACUGGGGUGGUGGUUAAAGGCUUGGAAGACAAAAAUCCCAUUUCAUUCAGAAUGGAAGACAAAGGGGAAGUGAAAUGCAUCAAGUUUUCCUUGGGGAACAAGAUAUUGGCUGUUCAGAGAACCUCAAAGAGUGUGGACUUUCUGAACUUUAUUCCAGAUAGCCCUCAACUAGAAUAUACACAAGAAUGCAAGACAAAGAAUGCCAACAUUUUAGGAUUUUGCUGGACAAGUUCUACAGAAAUUGUUUUCAUAACAGAUCAAGGAAUUGAAUUCUAUCAGGUAUUACCAGAGAAGCGAAGUUUGAAACUGGUGAAAAAUCAGAAUAUUAAUGUAAACUGGUACAUGUAUUGUCCAGAGAGUGCCGUCAUUUUGUUGUCGACUACAGUACUUGGCAACGUUCUCCAGCCAUUCUAUUUCAAGGGAGGAACAAUGUCAAAAUUAUCCAAGUUUGAAAUUGAAUUACCUGCUGCACCCAAGUCCUCCAAACUCAGCCUUUCCGAACGAGAUAUCGCUAUGGCAACAAUAUACGGUCAGCUUUAUGUUCUCUAUCUGAGGCAUCAUUCAAGGACUUCCAAUAGUACAGGAGCAGAAGUAGUUCUUUAUCAUUUACCAAGGGAAGGCUCCUGUAAGAAGAUGCAUAUAUUAAAGUUGAACAGGACAGGAAAGUUUGCAUUGAAUGUUGUAGAUAACUUGGUUGUAGUUCAUCAUCAGGACACUGAGACAUCUGUAAUAUUUGAUAUCAAGCUAAAAGGAGAAUUUGAUGGGACCGUUACCCUUCAUCAACUUGUUCUUCCAGCUCGAUCAAUACAACCCUAUCAGAUCCCUGUGGCAGGUCCAGCAUCCGUGACUAAUCAAUCUCCUGUUCCCUGUAAACUCUAUUCCUCUUCUUGGAUUGUCUUUCAGCCCGAUAUUAUAAUCAGCGCCAGUGAAGGUUAUCUAUGGAAUCUCGAGGUGAGGCUUGAGCCUGUGGUUAACCUCUUGCCUGAUAAAGGAAAGCUAAUGGAUUUUCUUCUCCAGAGAAAGGAAUGCAAAAUGAUUAUUCUAUCUGUGUGUUCUCAGAUGUUAAGUGAACCAGAGAGGGGAACAUUGGCUGUGGUUGCUACUGUUUUUGAUAAGCUCAAUCAUGAAUAUAAAAAGUACUUGGAAGCAGAGCAGAGUUAUACCAUGGUGGUAGAAACAGGUCAGAGCCGAGGUAAUCCCCUUCUGAAACGACCAGUUCGUACCCAAGCAGUUAUUGAUCAGUCUGACAUGUACACACAUGUUCUGUCAGUAUUUACUGAAAAGAAGGAAGCACCUCACAAGUUCACUAUAGCAGUCUUGAUGGAGUACAUUCGCUCUCUUAACCAAUUCCAGAUUGCAGUCCAGCAUUAUCUAUAUGAACUAGUCAUUAAAACACUUGUUCAGCACAACCUGUUCUACAUGCUUCAUCAGUUUCUGCAGUAUCAUGUACUAAGUGAUUCAAAGCCACUGGCCUGUCUCCUGUUGUCUCUUGAGAGCAUUUAUCCACCUGCACAUCAAUUGUCUCUGGAUAUGUUAAAGAGACUUUCUACAGCAAAUGAUGAAAUAGUAGAGGUUCUGUUGUCCAAGCAUCAGGUGCUGGCUGCCUUGCGAUUCAUCAGGGGUAUUGGAGGACAUGACAGCAUUUCUGCCCGCAAGUUUCUUGAUGCAGCAAAGCAGGCAGAUGACGACAUGCUUUUUUAUACCAUAUUCAGGUUCUUUGAACAAAGAAAUCAGAGGUUACGAGGGAACCCUAAUUUCACCCCAGGAGAACAUUGUGAAGAACAUGUCACCACCUUUAAGCAGAUUUUUGGAGAACAUGCUCUCCUAAAGCCUACAACUUUCUGAGUGUACUGUAUUCAUACAAAAUGUAUAACUUAUUGCAUUUAACAAGAUUUUGAACAACAAAUUUUAUAAUAAAGUAUAUAUACAGACCAUUGUGGCAAAUUACUAAAAAUAUUACACAACCUCUUAAGUGAUGGCUUGUUUUUCCCCUAAAAAUAGAGCCAAAAAUUGCAUUGAGUUGCAUUUAAAAGUAGUGUCAGUGGUUGGCAGUCCAUUCUCGUACACACAUUACCUUGAGUUUGCUGGAAAAAAAAAAGCUUUCAACUUAUUUCCCAGUCUCUCUU
Molecule: messenger RNA, 2368 nt
Organism: Pelodiscus sinensis (Chinese soft-shelled turtle)
Lineage: Eukaryota; Metazoa; Chordata; Testudines; Trionychidae
Gene: RMC1
Product: regulator of MON1-CCZ1
Biological process (GO): regulation of autophagy
Cellular component (GO): late endosome membrane; Mon1-Ccz1 complex; lysosomal membrane
Molecular function (GO): protein binding
Source: RefSeq, a predicted model, not a curated record